AUGGGUAAAAUCUCAGGGAUUGAUGGAAAAGUGUCUGGUCAUAUGAAUGGAUCUGAGAGACGAGAAAAACAAGAGUUCUUGAGAGGUCCUAAUGUUUGUGGAUCUCGAUUAAACACUUACUGUUGUCCAGGCUGGAAGAAGCUGCCGGUGGGGAAUCUCUGUGUCGUGCCUAUAUGCCAGAACAGCUGUGGUGAUGGUUUCUGUUCCCGACCCAACAUGUGUACCUGUCCCAACGGUCAGAUCGCCUCAACCUGUGCCACCAAAUCACUCCAGAGUUGCUCCAUCAGGUGUCUGAACGGAGGAUUGUGUAAAGAUGACCGCUGUCAGUGUUUAAAGGGAUACACGGGAACCUUCUGUGGACAACCGGUCUGUGAGAAGAAGUGUCAAAAUGGUGGACGCUGUGUUGAGCCAAACCGCUGUGCAUGUGUGUAUGGAUUUACUGGACCACAAUGUGAGAGAGAUUACCGAACAGCCCCGUGCUUUAUCCAAGUGCUUAACAGGAAGUGUGCGGGUCAGAGCAGUGCUUUUGUGUGCAGUAAGACUCUGUGCUGUGGCACUGUGGGCCGGGCGUGGGGUCAUUCAUGUGAGCUGUGCCCACUUCUCAGCUCGCCCUGCAGCAGAGGAUUCACCCCAAACACACGCACAGGAGUUUGCCAAGAUGUUGAUGAAUGUAAGUAUAUACCUGAUCUGUGUAAAGGAGGCAGAUGUAUAAAUACAGCAGGAUCGUAUCAGUGCAGAUGUACACUGGGAUAUCAUCAUGAUAUGACUUCACUCAUGUGUCAGGAUGUGGAUGAAUGUUCCAGUGUUGAUCAUGGUGUAUGUGAUGGAGGAUACUGCAUUAAUACUCCAGGCAGUUACUCAUGUGUGUGUCCUUCUGGAUAUCUUCUGUCUACAGACCGGACACGCUGCCUUGAUCCACAUGCAGGCAUCUGCUUCACGUCUGUGGUUCAUGGACGUUGUGUUCAGGAGCUGAGUGGACGCUUCAGUCGAACCCAAUGCUGCUGUGACCACGGCCGCUGCUGGAGUCAUGAGAAAUGUCCUGUACCAGGAUCAGAUGAAUACUUCAGAAUGUGUCUGGUGGGGUCUGCUCUCACGGGAUAUAAUGAAGAAGAUACUGAUACGAAUCUUCAUUCGUUGGACAAUGAACAAAACACACCUCAGGUUCAUGAGAUUCCUCAAGUUCUCCAUCAUGAACAGAGACCAGAGCAACAUUUCUGUGAGCAAAACUUCACACAUCAAAAAACUUUUACUGAUAUGAAUGAGACAGUGAACAGAUGCCGUCUUUUUCCUAACCUGUGUCUGAAUGGACACUGUGUACCUGUGGGUUCAAACUACCGCUGUGACUGUAACAUUGGACACAGAGAAAACCACAGGGGAGAAUGUUCAGAUGUGGAUGAGUGUGCAUCUGAUCCCUGUAGUAAUGGAAACUGUGUGAACACACUGGGCUCUUAUCAUUGCACCUGUCACGUCGGCUACAUCAGAGCUCCAGACAAACACAUCUGCAUUGACAAUGAUGAGUGUCUUCAGAAUGCAGUGCUUUGUAAGAACGGACGCUGUGUGAACACAGAAGGGAGUUUUCAAUGCAUCUGUAAUGCAGGAUUCAAUCUCUCACCUGAUGAGAGAAGCUGUGUGGAUCAUGAUGAAUGUGCCAGCGCAAACAUGUGUCUGAAUGGCAUGUGCAUCAAUGAAGACGGCAGCUUUAAGUGUUUGUGUAAGCCUGGGUUUACCCUUAACUUCAAUGGACAAUACUGUACAGAUAUGGAUGAGUGUCAGACUCCAGGUGUGUGUAUAAACGGACGCUGUGUGAACACUGAAGGCUCUUUCAGGUGUGAUUGUUCUGCAGGUCUUACUGUAGGACUAGAUGGACGCACAUGUGUAGACACACACGUGCGCAGCAGCUGUUAUGGAGCUAUUAAAAGAGGUUUGUGUUUUCGACCCUUGCAGCGAGCUGUUACUAAAUCCCAGUGUUGUUGUGCCAGCCCUGAAUAUGCCUUCGGUGAGCCGUGCCAUCCCUGCCCUGCCAGAAACUCAGCUGAGUUUCAGGCAUUGUGUGCGGCUGGUGUUGGAUUUUCUGCUGAUGGAACAGACAUUAAUGAGUGUAUUCUGGAUCCUGAUGUCUGCUCUAAUGGACGGUGUGAAAAUCUCAGAGGAAGCUUUCGCUGUGUUUGUAACAUAGGAUAUGAAAGCGAUCCGAAUGGAAAGAGCUGUCUGGAUAUUGAUGAAUGUGUUGUGAACCAUCGUCUGUGUGAUAACGGUCUUUGCCGAAAUGUUCCUGGCAGUUAUAGCUGCUCUUGUCCCUCUGGGUUCACCUUCAGACAUGAUACAGAGACGUGUGAGGAUGUGAAUGAGUGUGUGAGGUCUCCAUGUGUUAACGGCGUUUGUAAGAACAGUGCUGGAUCUUUCACCUGUCAGUGCUCACUGGGAAGUAAACUGGACUCAACAGGACUCAUAUGUGUCGACACUAUGAAGGGCUCUUGCUGGUUAACUCUCCAGGACGGUCAUUGUGAAGUCAAUGUUAAUGCAGACACGCUGAGAUCUGAAUGUUGUGCUACACUGGGAUCGGCCUGGGGCAGUCCAUGUGAACCAUGCCAAACGGAUCCUGUAUGUGAAAAAGGAUUUGCUCGACCAAAAGGCUCCAUAUGUGAAGAUGUGAAUGAGUGUGAAGUGUUUCCUGGUGUGUGUCGUGAUGGUUAUUGUAUAAACACCCGAGGAUCUUUUGAGUGUCGGUGUUCUGAUGGUUUGGUGUUAGAUGUCACAGGACGUCUCUGUGUGGACAUUCGUUCAGAGUCCUGUUACAUGACAUAUGAUGAAGACGUGUGUACACAGCCGGUCCCUGGACGUUUUCGUAUGGAUGUGUGUUGUUGUACUGUGGGUUUGGCCUGGGGUAAAGACUGUGAGUUAUGUCCAGAGCCCGGCUCAAACCGGUAUAGCGUUCUGUGUCCGAGAGGACCGGGAUUCGCUAACAAAGGGGAAGUGCUCACCAACAGACCUGUCUAUAAAGACAUCAAUGAGUGUAAAGUGUUUAGCAGCAUCUGUACUUAUGGAAAAUGCCGGAAUACCGUGGGAAGCUUCCGAUGUCGUUGUGACAGUGGGUUUGCGCUGGAUAUGAAUGAACGAAACUGCACGGAUAUUGAUGAGUGUAUUAUUUCCCCUGAUGUGUGCGCUCAUGGGACGUGUGUGAACACACUGGGCAGUUUUCAAUGUGAAUGUUUUCCCGGCUAUGAGAGUGGAUUUAUGAUGAUGAAGAACUGCGUAGAUAUUGAUGAAUGUGAGCGAGACCCUUCACUCUGCAGUGGAGGUGUUUGUGAAAACACUGAUGGUGGCUUUCAGUGUUUGUGUCCAGCUGGUCUUCAUCUGUCUGGAGAUGGCAGCUUCUGUGAAGAUGUGAAUGAGUGUGAGUCCAAUCCAACACUGUGUCAUAAUGGGAGAUGUGUAAAUAUAAUGGGGACGUACCAGUGUACCUGUAGCUCCGGUUACCAAACAACACCUGACAGAAAAGAUUGCACAGAUAUAGAUGAGUGUACUAUAGAGAACGGAGGAUGUGAGCUGUACUGCAGUAAUACAGAGGGAAGUUAUCUCUGCAGCUGCAGUCAGGGUUACGUACUGACCCCAGAUCAGCGCACAUGUGCAGAUGUGAAUGAAUGUGAAGAAGAUGUUGAUAUCUGUGAAGGUGGUCAGUGUGUUAAUGUUCCUGGAGAAUAUCACUGUCUGUGUUAUGAAGGAUUUAUGGCAUCUGUGGACAUGAAGACGUGUGUCGAUGUGAAUGAGUGUGAAGUCAAGCCUAACAUCUGUGUGUUUGGGGAGUGUGAGAACAUCAAGGGCUCUUUCGUCUGUCAUUGUGAGAUGGGUUACUCGGUAAAGAAAGGAACCUCGGGUUGCACUGAUGUUGAUGAGUGUGAGAUGAACGCUCAUGACUGUGAUACACACGCUUCAUGUGUUAACACUAAAGGACAUUACUACUGCUCCUGUAUAGACGGAUGGUCAGGUGAUGGGCUCAGAUGUGCUGAUAUAGAUGAGUGCAUGGAGAGAUCAGACGUCUGCAGUCCAGAUGCUGAAUGUGUGAACACUGUUGGCUCGUACUUCUGUCAGUGUUCACAUGGUUUCACUGGAGAUGGAUUCACCUGCUCAGAUAUGGACGAGUGUGCAGAUGAUGUAGAUCUUUGUGAAAAUGGUCAGUGUCUGAAUGUUCCUGGUGGAUAUCGCUGUGAAUGUGAGAUCGGCUUUACACACACUCCUAACAGCAGAACAUGUCGAGAUAUAGACGAGUGCUCUUUUAAAAACAUCUGUGUGUUCGGCACAUGUCAGAAUAUCCCGGGAAUGUUUCGCUGUAUCUGUGAUGAUGGAUAUGAGCUGGACAGCACAGGUGGAAACUGCACAGAUGUGGAUGAGUGUGUGGAUCCUCUCAGAUGUGUUAAUGGUCAUUGUAAGAACACAGCCGGUUCAUUUCAGUGUAUCUGUCCCACUCACUUUCAGCUUAACCCCACUGGAGUCGGCUGUGUUGACACACGAGCUGAGAGCUGUUUUCUGGAUGCGGCAUCUCAUAGACGCAGCGGGUUGAUGUGCAAUAGUGAGGUGGGAUUUGGAGUCAGACGUUCGUCGUGUUGUUGUUCUUUGGGACGAGCGUGGGGGAAACCCUGUGAUCUCUGUCCUCGACUCAACACCUCGGAGUAUAACUCACUUUGUCCUGGAGGAGAAGGAUUCCGACCAAACCCCAUCAGUAUCAUCCUGGAAGACAUUGAUGAAUGUCUUGAGCUGCCCGGUCUGUGUCAGGGUGGAGACUGUAUCAAUACAUUUGGCAGUUUUCAUUGUGACUGUCCAAGUGGAUUCUCCCUUAACCCAGACACUCGCUUCUGUGAGGACAUUGAUGAGUGUUUGAUCAGGCCUGAGGUUUGUGGUCUAGGCACCUGCUACAAUACAUUGGGCAACUACACAUGUGUCUGUCCACAGGACUACAUACAAGUGAAUGGAGGAAACAGCUGCAUGGAUAUGAGGAAGAGUUUGUGCUAUCGUGAAUAUAAAUCCUCCACCUGUAAACACCAGCUUACCUUUAACACCACACAGAGACUCUGCUGCUGUGCCUACAAUGUGGGCAAAGCAUGGAGUAAACCAUGCCAGUCUUGCCCGAUUCCUGGCACAGGUAGCUUUCGAAGUCUUUGUGGUGGUGUGACUGGUUUCAAGAUUGACAUUGAAACAGGAAAACCAAAAGAUAUUGAUGAAUGUCGUGAAAUCCCUGGCAUCUGUGCUCAUGGUUUGUGUAUCAAUCAUAUCGGCAGUUUCCGCUGUGAAUGUCCCACAGGCUUCAAUUACAAUGACCUGCUGAUCACCUGUGAAGACAUUGAUGAAUGCAGCAGUCUGGGUCGUGUAUGUCAGAGAUAUGCAGACUGCAUCAACAGUCCAGGCAGUUACCAGUGUGAAUGUUCUGAUGGAUAUAUCCUCUCACCAAACGGAGCCUGCACUGAUCGUAAUGAGUGUGUGGAAACACCCGGUGUGUGUCAUCAUGGAGAUUGUGUGGACCUUCCAGGAGGAUAUGAAUGUGUUUGUCACAACGGCUUCAUGGUAACACCAAACGGCAGGAUGUGUACAGAUGUGGAUGAGUGUCUACAACAGCCGUGUGGAAACGGCACAUGUAAAAACUCUGUGGGGUCAUUUAACUGUAUCUGCCAUCCUGGAUUUCAGCUCACCCAUAAUACCUACUGUACAGAUAUUGAUGAGUGUGAAGUGUUUCAUGGAGAGCUGUGCAGACACGGUCAGUGUGUUAAUAAUAUGGGAUCCUUCAAGUGUCACUGUAAAGACGGUUAUGAACUUACUUCUGAUGACAAGAACUGUAGAGAUAUUAAUGAGUGUCUAAAGAGUCCAGGGACAUGUGCUCCAGGAUCAUGUCUGAAUCUGGAUGGAUCUUUCACAUGUGUCUGUCCUGAAGGUUUUAUUACCCACAACCAUCUGUGUGUAGAUGUAAACGAGUGUUUAGAGGACUCGUCUGUUUGUCUGUAUGGGUCUUGCUUUAACACUUUAGGAAGUUUUGAAUGUGUUUGUAAACCUGGAUUUUUGCUGUCAGAAGAUAAACGUCACUGUUACGACACUAGAGAGAGUUUCUGUUUCACAAACUUUGAGAAGGGCAGAUGUUCAGUACCGCAAGCCUUUAACAGCAGCAAAGCUAAGUGCUGCUGCAGCAUCAUGACUAAAGAGGGCUGGGGUGACCCAUGUGAGCUCUGUCCUAAAGAACAGGAUGCUGGAUUUCUGGGCCUGUGUCCGUUUGGUCAUGGCAUCAUUCCUGGGGUCGGUGACACACGUAUUGACAUAAAUGAGUGUGUGGAGAACCCUGAGGUGUGUGUGAAUGGUCACUGUAUUAACACGGAUGGAUCUUUCCGCUGUGAAUGUCCUGCGGGAUACACACUCGACUACACAGGAACAAGCUGUGACGAUAUGGAUGAAUGUUCGUUGGGAAACCCGUGUGGAAACGGCACAUGCUCAAAUGUGUUUGGAGGAUUCGAGUGUCUCUGUGAGGAAGGAUUUGAGCCUGGACCAAUGAUGAGCUGUGAAGAUGUGAAUGAAUGCGCUCAGAAUCCUUUGCUCUGUGCGUUUCGCUGCAUUAAUACUUUUGGCUCGUACGAAUGCAGCUGUCCAUCCGGAUACACACUGAGAGAAGACAGACGCAUGUGUCAAGAUGUAGAUGAGUGUACAGAAGAUCUUCAUGACUGUGACUCCAGAGAAAUGAAGUGUAAAAAUUUAAUCGGCACCUUCAUGUGUGUUUGUCCUGUGGGAAUGGUCCGCAGAACGAAUGAUGAGGUGUGUCAAGAUGAAAAUGAAUGUCUUACUCAACCCGGGGUCUGUGAAAAUGGCAGAUGUGUUAACACUGUCGGCAGCUACACGUGUGAAUGCAACACUGGGUUCAAACCUGACACUACUGCGACUCAAUGCCUCGACUACAGGCAAGGGUUUUGUUUCACUGACGUUCUCCACAAGAUGUGUCAGAUGUCAUCCAGGAGUUUCACACCUGUCAGCAGAUCUCAGUGUUGUUGUGAUGGAGGUCAGGGAUGGGGAAACCAGUGUGAACUCUGUCCUCUGCCUGAUACCAGCAGCUAUAAGAGACUCUGUCCGUAUGGAGCGGGCUAUACUACAGACGGAGCAGAUAUUGAUGAAUGUAAAGUCAUUCCUGAUGUUUGUGUGAAUGGCAGAUGUAUGAACAUGAUGGGCUCAUACAGAUGUCUCUGUAAACCAGGAUUCAUCUCAUCUACUGCAGGGACUGCGUGUGUUGAUGUGGAUGAAUGCGGGAUGUCCCCAAAACCAUGUAACUUCAUAUGUCAGAACACAGAAGGCAGCUACAUGUGUUCAUGUCCGCGCGGUUAUACGCUUCAGGACGACAGCAGGACGUGUCGAGAUGUGGAUGAGUGUACGAACAAACCACACAGCUGUCAGUUUACAUGUGUCAACACCAUCGGUGGAUUUACCUGUAAAUGUCCACCAGGAUUUACACAACACCACACAACCUGUAGAGAUAUAAAUGAGUGUACGUCUGAUACCGGUGUAUGUGGCCCAAAAGGCGUCUGCAAGAAUACAGCUGGCGGCUUCAACUGUGAGUGUCCAAAGGGUUUCUUUCUGGACUCCACCGGCCUCAACUGUCAAGAUAUAGAUGAGUGUGUCGGGGAUCACACGUGUAAGUUUGGUUGUCAGAAUAUUGCCGGUAGUUUCCGCUGCAGAUGUCCACCGGGUUACACACAACACCAGCAGUGGAAUCAGUGUGUGGAUGAAAAUGAAUGCUCGAGCCAGAGUCACUGCGGCUCAGUGUCCUGUUUCAAUACAUUGGGCAGUUUUAGAUGCGUCUGUCCCGCUGGAUUCAGUUUUGAUCCCGUGUCUCUCAGCUGUGAGGAUAUGAACGAGUGCGAUUCCCACUCAAACCCCUGCAGAUAUGGCUGUACAAACACUGAAGGUGGAUUCAUGUGUGAAUGCCCCGCGGGUUACCACAGAGCAGGACACGGACAUUGUGUCUCGGCCACUGGUUUGGGACGGGCCAGGUCUGGAAUCGGAGCGCAGGAGGAAAAGCGUUCUUCUGAAUUCUGUUAUAACUGCAGAAGAACUGAAGAGCUGAAGAGAAGUGUGAGGAGGAGACGAUCCUCAAACAUCACACUGACAGAAUGGAAUGAAGCUCAUCUGCCCGCUGUGGAUGUGAAUCAGCCGCUGAAUUUACAGCUCAAACACAGUCAGGUGAACAGCGGUGAGGCCAUACUGAAACUGAUGCCCGCUGUCAAACAUCUCAAGCAGAAGAUGAUGUACAACAUCACAGCUGGUAACCACCACAGACUCUUCCAGAUCAGACAGCGAUCAGACAUCAGUUAUCUAUACAUCACACAUCAGAUCUCAUCCUCUGACAAACACUACAGAUUACAGAUCAGAUCCAUCGCUCCAGAUCUUCUCAUGACCGUUCACAUUACACUACACUAGAGAUACAGAUCUCAAUACAUGAAGUGACUCAGGUUUAUAACACACUAAUGUGAACUGUCAUCUCAUUGAGACAUGUUUACGUAGUGUCUUCCAGGAACAACUGUAUCGCUUUUUGUUUAACCAUAAAUAAUUUUGAGUGUUUUGACCCUUCAGUUUAAGUAGCAACAUUUGUGUAUUAAUAUAAACACCAGUUUUUAUUUAUAUUUAUAUACAGAUGGCAUUACAAUGACUUUAAAUGAACAAAACAACACAGUGUCUGUCUAUAUGACUGCUAUACUGCUUCUCUUGAUGUGCAGAUUUAUUCUUUAAAUGUUUCCGUUUUAAUGUCUAAUAUUUAACCUGAAAAAUUAAAUGAAACGUCUUAAAUCUUCACAGAUGAUGUUUUUAUUUCUUUAUAUGCAUAUAUGGGCAGUUAAGAGAGAACUGACACUGACUUAAAAAUAAUCUUUUAGAAGAAAUCAGAUUUGAACCCCUUAGCAUUCCUGAAAAAGGCUAAAAAAUGCCUUACAAAUUGUACCUGCUGUGUUGAUUGUAUCUUAAAACGGUUUACAUCAUUUGAAUCACAAGAA
Paramisgurnus dabryanus is the source of this 9008-nucleotide messenger RNA. Lineage: Eukaryota; Metazoa; Chordata; Actinopteri; Cypriniformes; Cobitidae. The record is from RefSeq and is a predicted model, not a curated record.